AUGGAUGCAUACACUUCGCUGUUGGCGCUGGCUGGAGCGCUGAUUUCUUAUUCCCUGUCCUACGUCUGCUACACCUUCUAUUGGCACCCCCUGGCCCGGUUUCCUGGUCCCCCACUUGCUGCUCUCACGCGCUUCUACCGGGCAUACAUUGACAUUUCCUGGAAGCACUCGUUUGUGCAUCAUCUGGGGGAGCUCCAUAAGAAAUAUGGCGACAUUAUCCGAAUUGGCCCGAACGAGCUGCACUUCCGCUCCCCAGCGGCAUACCUCGAGAUCUUUAACCCAGCCAAUCGCUGGGACAAGGAGGAACGGCUCUACCACAGCUUCGGCGAGGACCGCUCUUCGUUUGGGUAUCUACGCUAUGCGGAAGCUAAAGAGAGGAAGGAUAUUCUCUCGCGACGGUUUUCCCGCAAAGCCGUGCAAGACGCUCAGAAGAUCGUAGAGGGCAUAGUCCUUGAUCUGUGCAAGACUCUCGGCCAGAACAGCGAGGAGGCUGUCGACCUGUUCUAUGCGUUUCGCUGUAUGUCGGUUGAUGUAAUAACCUAUCUCUGCUUCGCAAACUCUGUCAAUGCAGUUCACGCGCCAAAAUAUGAAUCGCCCCUCCUCCUGGCCAUGGACGCCUCCAUGACCGUAUUCCCGGCUUUCAAGCACUUUGGUUUCUACAAAGAGAUGAUCAUGAACUGCCCCCCGAAACUGUCGAAGAUCCUCAGCCCUGCAACGGCAGGGCUGGUCGACCUCCAAACUCUCCUCAAAGCCCAGAUCGAAGACCUCACUUCUGACCCUUCCCAGCUGGAAAAACUGCCUCACAACACCACGAUCUACCACGAGCUCCUGCGACCCGAGGCAUACCGGACAAAAACCCAGCCCAGCAAGGGAAGUCUAUAUGAGGAGAGCCAGGCGCUCAUGUUUGGCGGCGCGGAUACAACAGGGAUGACUCUCAUGCACGGGUGUUUCUAUAUCUUGCAGGAGAAGUCCAGAGGCAUAUAUGAGCGGUUGAAGACGGAACUUGUUGAGGCGUGGCCGAGUCUUGAUGGGGCUGCACCUACUUGGGAAGAGCUCGAGAAGUUGCCAUACUUAACGGCUGUCAUUAAAGAAUCCCUCCGGAUGAGUCCCGGCGUCGCAUCCCCCCUCCCACGCGUCGUCCCUAAAUCUGGGGCCGUGAUCACAAAAACGCAUAUCCCCGGUGGUACAAUUGUCAGCCAGUCUAGCCACUUCGUGCAUACAAACCCCGACAUCUUCGAGGAUCCUCACUCCUUCAUUCCGGAGCGCUGGCUCGGCGAGAAAGGAAAGUCACUCGAUAAGUGGCUCCUAGCAUUUUCGCGGGGCCCGAGAAGUUGUCUUGGGCAGCAGCUAGCCUGGGCAGAGCUAUAUCUGACCUACGCCCAUGUAUUUCGGAAAUUCGAUCUGCAGAUUGAUCCGUCAAGUCCCAACGAGCUAAAAUGGAAAGAUACCUUCUUAGCUCAUUAUUUAGGCCCACAUCUCAAGGCUAAAUUGACGCCUGUCAUAAGCUGA
Messenger RNA from Aspergillus nidulans FGSC A4, 1509 nucleotides. RefSeq names its product protein CYP677A1. The transcript is spliced from 10 exons. Gene Ontology annotation, molecular function: monooxygenase activity; oxidoreductase activity, acting on paired donors, with incorporation or reduction of molecular oxygen; iron ion binding. NCBI's taxonomy places the organism in Eukaryota, Fungi, Ascomycota, Eurotiomycetes, Eurotiales, Aspergillaceae. The record is from RefSeq and is a predicted model, not a curated record. The coding region runs from base 1 to 1509 and encodes 502 amino acids. Gene Ontology annotation, biological process: secondary metabolite biosynthetic process.